Messenger RNA from Ornithorhynchus anatinus (platypus), 1353 nucleotides. It is a transcript of the gene KCNA7, whose product is annotated as potassium voltage-gated channel subfamily A member 7. The record is from RefSeq and is a predicted model, not a curated record. The transcript has 2 exons. NCBI's taxonomy places the organism in Eukaryota, Metazoa, Chordata, Mammalia, Monotremata, Ornithorhynchidae. Gene Ontology annotation, cellular component: membrane; voltage-gated potassium channel complex. Gene Ontology annotation, molecular function: protein binding; delayed rectifier potassium channel activity. Gene Ontology annotation, biological process: potassium ion transmembrane transport; protein homooligomerization. The coding region runs from base 1 to 1353 and encodes 450 amino acids.
AUGGAGAAGCGGGCGCCGCCCGGGUGCCCGCGCCGCGGCUGCUGCGAGCGCCUGGUCCUCAACGUGUCCGGCCUGAGGUUCGAGACCCAGGCCAAGACCCUGCUCCGCUUCCCGGACACCCUCCUGGGGGACCCGGGCCGCCGGGGUCCCUACUACGACCCCCUGCGGGACGAGUACUUCUUCGACCGCCACAGGCCCAGCUUCGACGCCGUGCUCUACUACUACCAGUCGGGCGGGCGGCUGCGACGCCCGGCCCAGGUGCCCCUGGACGUCUUCCUGGAGGAGCUGCAGUUCUACCAGCUCGGGGACGAGGCCCUGGCCAAGUUCCGGGAGGACGAGGGCUUCGCGCCCGAGGUGGAGCGCACGCUGCCCCGCCACCCGUUCCUCCGCCAGGUCUGGCUGCUCUUCGAGUACCCGGAGAGCUCACAGGCCGCCCGGGUCAUCGCCGUGGUCUCCGUCCUCGUCAUCCUCAUCUCCAUCGUCAUCUUCUGCCUCGAGACGCUGCCCGACUUCCGGGAUGAGCGGGACGGGAUGCUGACGCUCGCCCACCGGGCCAACGGCACCCACCCGCUGCCGCCCCGCGCUUCCUUCGACGACCCCUUCUUCGCCGUGGAGACCGUGUGCAUCUGCUGGUUCUCGUUCGAGUUCCUGGUGCGCCUGCUGGCCAGCCCCAGCAAGCCGAUCUUCUUCAAGAACGUCAUGAACCUCAUCGACUUCAUGGCCAUCAUCCCCUACUUCGUGGCCCUGGGCACGGAGUUCGCCCGCCAGCGGGGGGUGGGCCAGCCGGCCAUGUCCCUGGCCAUCCUGCGGGUCAUCCGUCUGGUGCGGGUCUUCCGCAUCUUCAAGCUGUCCCGCCACUCCAAAGGGCUGCAGAUCCUGGGCCAGACGCUCCGCGCCUCCAUGCGCGAGCUGGGGCUGCUCAUCUUCUUCCUCUUCAUCGGCGUCAUCCUCUUCUCCAGCGCCGUCUACUUCGCCGAGGCCGACCGGGAGGACACCAGCUUCACCAGCAUCCCCGAGGCCUUCUGGUGGGCCGUGGUCACCAUGACCACGGUGGGCUACGGGGACAUGAGCCCGGUGACUGUCGGGGGCAAGAUCGUGGGCUCCCUGUGCGCCAUCGCCGGCGUCCUGACCAUCUCCCUGCCCGUCCCCGUCAUCGUGUCCAACUUCAGCUACUUCUACCACCGGGAGACGGAGAGCGAGGACCCGGGCCAGUACCGGCACGUCAGCACCCGCCCCUGCUGCCCCCCACCGCCGCUCCCUGUGGAGGGGAAGGUCAACGGGGAGCUGAUGGCGAGCCACGGGACAGAGGGCGCCGAGGAGCUGGGGGGGAGGCAUUUGGUGACGGAGGUGUGA